This is a messenger RNA of Acanthosepion pharaonis, 783 nucleotides long. The record is from the annotation of a GenBank genome assembly. NCBI's taxonomy places the organism in Eukaryota, Metazoa, Mollusca, Cephalopoda, Sepiida, Sepiidae.
AUGACGAAGGGGAAAAGCUGUUCAGACAACGCAUUUUGGUACUUUAUGGAUGGAAUGGUAGACAAAACCAUUUUUAAGGAAAUAUCUAUUUCCCUUUCUCUACCUCUCUCUCUCUCUCUCUCUCUCUCUCUCUCUCUGUCUGUGUUUCUUUCUCUGUUCCUCCCCCUGGUUCCCUCUCCGUUUCUCUUUCUCUCUGUAUUUCUCCCUCUGUUUUACCCUCUCUCUGAUUCUCCCUCUGUUUCUAUCUCCCUCUCUCUGAUUCUCCUUCUCUAUCUCUCUCCGUUUCUCCCUCUGUUUCUCUUUUUUUCUCUCCCUUUCUGGUUCUCAAUUUGUCUCCCUCUCUCACUGUUCUUCCCUCUGAUUCUCUUUUUUUUCUCUGAUUCUCCCUCUGUUUCUAUUUCUCUCCGUUUCUCCAUCUUUUUCUUUUUCUUUCUCUCUCUCUCUCUCUUUCUCUGUUUCUCUGUCUUUCUGCUUCUUCCUCUGUUUCUCCCUCUUUUUCUCUCUCUUUCUGUUCCUCCCUCGAUUUCCCUCACUCUCUUUCCCGCUCUUUCUCUCGCUCUGUUUCUCACUCCCUCGCUUUCUGUUACUCCAUCUAUUUCUCUCUCUCUGUUUCUGCCUCUGUUUCUCUCUUUCUCUUCCUCUGUUUCUCUCUCUCGCUCCCUUUGUUUUUCUCCCUCUGUGUUUCUACUUCCGUCUCUCUCUCUCUCUCUCUCUCUCUCUCUCUCUCUCUCUUCAAAAAAAAAAUCAGCAUCCUCUACCAUCUAUUCCAAGAAACAGGACUAG